This is a messenger RNA of Odocoileus virginianus texanus, 6609 nucleotides long. RefSeq names its product adaptor related protein complex 4 subunit epsilon 1 (gene AP4E1). Gene Ontology annotation, molecular function: cargo adaptor activity. Gene Ontology annotation, biological process: intracellular protein transport; vesicle-mediated transport. The record is from RefSeq and is a predicted model, not a curated record. NCBI's taxonomy places the organism in Eukaryota, Metazoa, Chordata, Mammalia, Artiodactyla, Cervidae. Gene Ontology annotation, cellular component: membrane coat; AP-4 adaptor complex.
UCUCCAACACCACAGUUCAAAAGCAUCAAUUCUUCGGCCCUCCUCCUCCACAAGACGACAACAUUCGCGCAGGCUUGGAGCGCGGUGUUUUGCUCGCGGACUCUCGCGCCCUCUAGCGGCGUCUCUGAGAAAAACACCGUACUUGUCCGCGCCGGACGCGAAUAAAGAUUUCUUCUUCAAACAAACAGGAAGUGCCUACGGAGGCCGGGCCGGCGGCGGGUCAGGGGCCGGGCAUGAGGCCGGGUGGCGAGCGGAUCGCGGGCGGCGGCGAUGAGCGACAUAGUGGAGAAAACACUGACGGCGCUGCCGGGACUAUUCCUACAGAACCAGUCGGUUGGCGGGCCUACGGCCGCCAAGGCGUCCUUCUCCUCCCGGCUGGGCGGCCUGGUCCGCGGCAUCACCGCGCUCACCUCCAAGCACGAGGAAGAGAAAUUAAUCCAGCAGGAACUGAAUAAUCUGAAAGCAACUGUUUCUGCUCCUACUACAACUCUAAAAAUGAUGAAGGAAUGUAUGGUGAGACUUAUAUAUUGUGAAAUGCUUGGAUAUGAUGCUUCCUUUGGCUAUAUACAUGCAAUCAAGUUGGCACAACAAGGAAAUCUUUUAGAAAAAAGAGUAGGUUAUUUGGCUGUAUCUUUAUUUCUACAUGAAAGUCAUGAACUAUUGCUUCUCCUUGUGAAUACAGUUGUAAAGGACUUGCAGAGCACUAACCUAGUAGAAGUAUGUAUGGCACUUACUGUCGUCAGCCAGAUUUUCCCUCGAGAAAUGAUUCCAGCUGUUCUUCCAUUGAUAGAAGAUAAACUUCAGCAUUCUAAGGAGAUUAUACGAAGAAAAGCCGUUCUGGCAUUAUAUAAAUUUUAUCUCAUUGCUCCUAAUCAAGUACAGCAUAUCCAUGUUAAGUUUCGAAAAGCACUUUGUGACAGAGAUGUUGGAGUCAUGGCUGCUUCCUUGCACAUAUACUUUAGGAUGAUUAAGGAGAAUUCAUCUGCAUAUAAAGACUUGACUGGGAGUUUUGUAACGAUUUUGAAGCAAGUGGUUGGAGGAAAGCUCCCAGUAGAUUUCAAUUACCACAGUGUACCAGCACCAUGGUUACAAAUUCAGUUGUUGAGAAUACUAGGACUUCUAGGAAAAGAUGAUCAAAGGACAAGUGAAUUAAUGUAUGAUGUUCUUGAUGAAUCCUUACGAAGAGCUGAGUUAAAUCACAAUGUCACAUAUGCUAUUUUGUUUGAAUGUGUACAUACAGUGUAUUCUAUUUAUCCUAAAUCGGAAUUGCUUGAGAAGGCUGCCAAAUGCAUUGGAAAGUUUGUUCUGUCACCUAAAAUAAAUCUCAAAUAUUUAGGACUGAAGGCUCUUACUUAUGUUAUCCAACAGGAUCCCACUCUUGCUCUUCAACAUCAGAUGACAAUAAUUGAAUGCUUAGAUCAUCCUGAUCCCAUUAUUAAAAGAGAGACGCUGGAACUUCUUUACAGAAUUACUAAUGCACAGAAUAUAACAGUGAUUGUCCAGAAAAUGCUUGAAUAUUUACAUCAGAGCAAAGAAGAAUAUAUUAUCGUCAAUUUGGUUGGAAAAAUAGCUGAGCUGGCUGAGAAAUAUGCUCCUGAUAAUGCGUGGUUUAUUCAAACAAUGAAUGCUGUAUUUUCAGUGGGAGGAGAUGUGAUGCAUCCUGAUAUUCCCAAUAACUUUCUGAGACUGCUAGCAGAAGGUUUUGAUGAUGAAACAGAAAAUCAGCAAUUAAGACUUUAUGCAGUUCAGUCUUAUCUUACUUUAUUAGAUGUGGAAAAUGUGUUCUAUCCACAGAGAUUUCUUCAAGUUAUGAGUUGGGUGUUAGGAGAGUAUUCCUAUCUCUUAAAUAAGGAAACACCAGAGGAAAUUAUAACCAAGCUCUACAAGUUACUUAUGAAUGACUCCAUUUCUUCAGAAACAAAAGCCUGGAUAAUAGCUGCUGUGACCAAGUUGACACCCCAAGCACACUCUUCUAAUAUAGUUGAGAGAUUAAUCCAGGAAUUUACCACAUCUUUGGAUACUUGCUUGAGACAGCAUGCAUUUGAAUUAAAACACUUGCAUGAGAAUGUAAAACUGAUGAAGAGCUUACUUCCAAUUGAUAAGAGUUGUGAAGACAUGGUGGUAGAUGCUUCCUUAUCUUUUCUGGAUGGUUUUGUGGCUGAAGAACUAACACAGGGGGCAGCACCUUACAAACCUCACCACCAGCGGCAGGAGGAAAAGCUUUCUCAGGAAAAAGUUCUCAAUUUUGAACCAUAUGGACUCUCUUUUUCUUCAUCUGGCUUCACUGGACGACAGUCUCCUGCUGGCAUUUCUCUUGGUUCAGAUAUAUCUGGGAAUAGUACAGAGACCGGACUAAAAGAGACAAAUGGCUUGAAGCUGGAAGGUAUAAAGAAAUUGUGGGGGAAAGAGGGCUAUCUUCCAAAGAAGGAAAGCAAAACUGGUGAUGAAACGGAAGCCCCUCCAGUUCCACAGGAGAGUAUAAUAAUGGAGAAUGGAGAUCAAACUGUAACAAAAAAGGAUCAGUCUCAAGUCCUUACCCAAUCUAAAGAGGAGAAAGAAAAGCAGCUGCUGGCAUCAUCAUUGUUUGUUGGGCUAGGAUCAGAAAGUACAAUCAAUUUGCUCGGAAAAGCAGAUACCAUUUCUCACAAGUUUAGAAGGAAAUCAAAAAUCAAAGAAACCAAAAGUGAGGAAACAACCACUGAUCAAAAUAUAAUCCGUUCUUCCUUUAGUUCUUCAUCAAAUGUGACUUAUGAAGAAGAUUAUUGUUUGGAUAAUUUGCAGGAUAGAGGAGACAAAGAAUUAAAGAAGUUUUCUCUCAGUUCAGAACUUUUGGAUUCGGAGUCACUGACAGAACUUCCCUUGGUUGAGAAAAUCUCAAAUUGCAGGCUGUCUACACCCUCUUUGUUUGCUGAUAACAACAUGGAAGUUUUUCACCCUCCUCAAGCCACUGCAGCCUCAGUUGCCAAUGAAAUCUCUUUAGUUUCUUCUUUGUUGGAAGAAACUAGUGAGCACAUACAUUCAGAUCUUAUGGAGGUCUGUAAUAAUGAAACCAUAUCUGUGUCUUCUUACAAAAUUUGGAAAGAUGAUUGUUUGUUGGUGGUCUGGUCAGUUUUUAAUAAAAGUGGUUCGGAACUGAAAAGUGCUAACUUAGAAAUUGCGUCUGCAGAAAAUUUCAAGAUCACUGAGCAACCUGGAUGCUGUUUGCCUGUAAUAGAAGCAGAAAGCACCAAAAAUUUUCAGUACAGUGUGCAGAUGGAAAAACCUUUUGCAGAAGGAAAUCUGUCUGGUUUUAUAACUUACCAAGUUAUGGAUACUCACUCUAUUCAGCUUGAAUUUUCAGUAAACUUAUCACUGUUAGAUUUCAUUAGGCCAUUAAAAAUCUCGACUGAAGACUUUGGUAAACUCUGGUUAUCCUUCGCAAAUGAUGUGAAACAAAAUGUAAAGAUGUCAGAAUCUCAGGCUGCUCUGAGUUCUACCUUAAAGGCCCUGCAACAGGAACUAAGACUUCAUGUUGUUGACAUUAUAGGUAAUGAAGGGCUCUUGGCCUGUCAGCUGCUCCCAUCCAUCCCCUGCUUGCUGCAUUUUCGAGUUCAUGGUGACAUGUUAGCCCUGUGGUUCAGAUCUUCUUGUUCUACUCUUCCUGACUAUUUACUUUAUCAGUGUCAAAAAGUGAUGGAGGGAUCCUAGCAAAAGCUCUGCUUAUAUUUUACUCCAUCAAAAUAAAUGGUUUACAUAGAUAAACUUAUUUACCAAAGUAAAAAGGAUUAAUGGUACUUCUAAUGAAAAUGGGGAUUAUUAUAGGUUGUGGUUUUGUGUGUUUUCUUUAUGGUUCAUGAUCAAGAAAGAUCCCCAAGAAACUGUACCCCUAACCUUUUACUCAGGAUUGUACAGUAGGUUUGGGUCCUAAAAAGUGGCCUAAGCUAAUGUUAUAAACUGCUAAUGAUUUAUAUAUAUUACUUAGUGUAGAAGGUCUGAAAAUAAUUUAUUUUGUUAUAAAUAAUUUUAUAGCAGAUUUACUCUAGUGCUAAAGCUGAUUUAUAGUAAAGCCAGGUCUCAGUUCUCUGUGUUAAUGGAGGGGAGACCUGAACUUAAUAAUCCCAAAUUGAAUUCAUAUUUGGCUUUGGAAUGCAGUGUAUGCUUUUUGGUCAGCAAGUCAUUACUUUCAAUAAUGUUUUGCUUAGAUCAAUAUUGAGCUAAGUUGGCACAGCACACACUAAUACUUCAGGAGACCCAUGAGCACGUUGGAUUUUGAGGGAUCCAAUCUGUGGUACAGUUUUUAUUAUAACUUGAUACACAUAAUUGCAAACAAUUUGGCUACAAAAUUUGUUUUCCACUUGCAUUGAUUUUUAAAAUUCAAAAUGAAUCACUGUAUUCUUGUUUUAAAAACUCAGAGCCAUUUACAUAAUAUUAUUAUUUAGAAACAAAACCUGUAAGAGCACACAGUACUAAAGUAAACAGGUAUAAAAGGACUUUUCAGUUAUGGCAAAUAUCUUAGUUACCACUUAGAUUUUUUCUGGCACAUUAAAAUUUGUGAAUAGAGUACAAAUGACAAAACCAUCUUUCCUGGCCUUUGAAUCCACUAGUACUCAAUGGAUGCAACGAGAAGAGUGAUAGUCUUAAGUUUACCAUACAGAUUCUUCAGUAAAAUACAUGAUUUUCAUGUUACAGUUGUGCCUAUAUGACCUCUGUCAGAACUAUUAUCAGUAAAAGAGGUUAAGCCUAAUUUGAAUGAUAGACCAGAAUCUUAAGAUUAUACAUUUAUGUUAAAAACAGAGUAUUUUAUAAAACCUUAUGGUGCUGUGGAAAAUAUUUAUUAUUUCACUUUUUCUGAUACUUCAUGGUAGAAACUAUUCAGGUAAUAUAGUUUUAAGUCAUUGUAGUUAAUACUCUGGUUAAUUGGUACUGUUUAUCACCCGGGUGUGGAAUUGUGGUUUUAGGUUGUCUCAUUAGUCAUAACUGAUAGGGAAUUCCCCAAAGCUGAUAGACUUCACUAGUUAUUUGUGUUUAGCAUAUCUCUCCCUAAAAACAAAAGCCACAUUAAGAAAUUAAUUUUUAAAUUACUCAUUAAAAAAAUACCUUGUUAAUUUCAUGCUUCUAAAAAAGCAUGCAGUAAGACCUUGCUACAAGAGCAAUGAGCAGUGGUUAGAAUUUCCUGAGUAGGUUUUUCCUUUUGAAUAGAAGAUCAGAUUCAUUCUCAAGCUCCCAGCAUUGUCAUGAUGACAGGAAUAUGAAUGACGGGAGAGUGUGGACACUGUUGGCUUUCUCUUUAUUGCUGCCUCUGUCAGCAGCACCUUCCCACCCCACCUAGUCCUGUUGAUACUCUGACAAAGAGAUAGGAAGUGCCCUCUCACUUUGAGAAGGAAUGUAGAGUGUAGCAGAAGAGGUGCUUCAUAUUUUUGUGUCCCUGCUUCCUUUUGUGUGGUCACUACGGCUGGGUGGAGUGUGGAGCAGUGGAUGUAAGGUGCCCAACAAGCAGGUGGACAGCUAGCUGGGACAGAUUACAGUGAGCUGUUGUGCUGCUUUGUUACAGGGUGUUCAUGGGUGGCAGCAGCAGUUGUCAUGAGAGACACGCUUGGCCUCCAGUGCUAAUGGUGGGAAAUGUGUAAUGGUAGGUUGGGGCUGGGAGUAUGAUUUUGGGUCUGUCAGAGGGAACGUGGUGUCACUUUUGUUCUUUCUGAACCCACUGCAUAAAAAGUAGGAUAAAAGGAUUUCUGCUGAAUGUUUAAUAGAAUGUUUACAUUUUUAUAUUUUUAUGAUUUUUAAAAACAAUAAUAGAAAGGAGUAGAUUUUAAAGAACUUCAGAGCAGUAUAUAUUCUGCCUAAACUAAUGAAUGUUUUAAGUUGUAGAUCAGGCAUCACCAGCUUUUUCUGCAUUGUAGGAGAUGUGACGAUGAAGUAGGAAGAAUGAAUUUUUUUGUGGGCAAGAUCGUCUCUUUAUCUUAUAAUUCAGUCAAGUAAAGGGGCGACAUCUGGAGUGAGAGCUCUUGUGGAGGGGAGAUGCAGCUGGUGAGUUCUCUGCUGGGCAUCUUUGCUGAGAACAUAGGUGGCAAUGAGUGUGAAUCUGGGGAGAAUAAAGGGAAGACAGGAAAGCCUUAAGAGACAGUGGAGGAAGAAGGAGCAGGCUUCCACCAGAGGAGUAGAUUAGUCGCAGGGGAAUGUGGGCCCUGAGUAGGGGUCCUUCUGAAAAAAACUGCAGAUGGAAGCUGAACAGUUACCAAGUGCUGAUGUGCCAAGCAUGCCAAGCACAGCAUGUGCUCUGCAGAGGAGCAGUAUUUAAAAAAUAUUCUAUAAUCUACGGAAACAAUUUUGGUUAAAAUGCAGUUUUAUUUUUUCCUUUAUUUUAGUUCAUGUCAUUUGUGUUUUAAAAUAUCAAGCAAUUUUUUUUUUAUGGAUUAAUGUGAUCUUUGUCUCAUGUUUGUGAGCCACUGGAAGUGCACUGAACCUAUUCACAUGUCUUUUAAGGUGUUGUUUUCAUUUGUUUUAAAAUUUUAGGAGGGAAAAAUGCAAGUGAAUAACAGCUUUCCAGGCAUUAGUUGCCUUAUUUUGGAGUUGAAUUCUGUAAUUUGAAAAAAAUUCAGUUAAACAUGUAAUAAAUGCAAAGUGAUCUAU